AUGUCGGGCGCUAUUGGGAGGAAACGGGCGCGGUCCGAAGACGGCAACAACGAUGCUGUUGACGAGAAUGUGCCCCUGACUGGGACCGUUGAGGCGACAGGCACAGUGAAGCGGCAAAGGUUGGCACACAGUCACUCCACGGCAUCGGUCGCGAACCGGACCAGUGCCAGCGACGACGCGGCCCUGUUCCCCGGAGCCAACAUUGCCACGACACCCCAGACGCCGAGGACCGUCCACGCCGUGGCAUCGGCCAUCACCGGUGCCCUGGCUUACGGCGUCGGCAGCCUGGUGGGUGCCAGCAAAGAUGCCGGCAAAGCACGCGGUCAGGCGCGCGACCGGCUACUGGCACGGCCGUUUGCGUCCCUGCUACAUGAGCGCAACACACGAACGACACAACAAGACGACCUUGACAAGCUCUACGAAUUUCCCGACGACGAUGGGGGCGAUGCGAAUGCGUCCAAUAGACCAACACGCGCUGCGCUCGAAUCCGACGUGGAAGAAAACACGCUCGUCGGAUCCGCGUCGCCGACGCCCGACACACCCUCAAAGAAACAACCACAGACGCCGUCCGCAAUGAAGACGGCGUCGGCGGCCACAAAGACGGCGACCGACAAGAAUAAGAAGAAGAGACGCGACCUCCUGGAGGACCUGGCCAUUGACGGCACCGACAAGAUGGCGGCCGGGCUCGAGGGAGGCCGUCUAUCUCGACGCGACCGGGUGCGCACUACGCCCAAGAACGUGGACCGCGAGAUAGGCAACGCGAGCACCCCGAACAGCGCCAGUAAAAGUCGCUCCCGAGGCAAGGCGGUAAAUGGAGGUGCGCCAGCAGCAGCAUCACCGGCAUUGGCUGUGGAGCCGGACGUGGCGCCUGGUGUGGCACUCACGACUACAGAGGCGUCUUCUGCUCCUACAUCAACGAGAAGGAGGGCCAGGUCAACAACUGCAGCGAAGGUUUCUUCGACAGCAGACACGCCUCCGAAGCCGCUCGCCUCACCCAGAGAAAAGACAAACAGGACGGCCAUGACAGACACAGAAAAAGGAGACGAAGUUACGCCCGCUUCCACCAGACGAUCGCGGGCAAAAGCAACACCAGCCAAAACCACUGAAAAGCUAGUACCGAAGCGAGCCUCUAGAGCAAAGAGCACUUCCAAGGAGGCUGCUGGUACAGCGACGAAGGAUACCUCGACGAAGCCGCUAGACCAGGUGGUGCAGAACAUCCCACAGACGGACAGCGCACCGGCAGAAGGAGGAGACAGCAGUGAUGACACCGACGACGACGUCUGUGCCAUCUGCAGUAAACCCGAUUCGGAACCGCCCAACGAGAUUAUCUUUUGUGAGACGUGCGAUCUCGCCGUGCACCAGCAAUGCUACAACGUGCCUGUCAUACCAGAGGGCGAUUGGUUCUGCAAAAAAUGUCUGCGGCAGCAGAACGACGAUACUCUGGAGACGGCUGCCGGUAACCAACCGACGGACUCAGUGGGGGAGGAGUCUGCCGCUGACUUAACAGACAAGGACGACGCCGCCGCUGCUGCCGCCGCUCGCGACCUGGCGCCUGACAUUGCCAACUUUGAGCACCACCUCGCCAGGAUGAAGCGAGUCUUGCUUGGCCGUUGUACGGGCCGCCAGCGUGUUCGGUUGCAGGGCCAGGACGAUGCUUACGACAAGGUUUACCAGGUGGUGAAGCAGACGGUUGUGGCUGGCGAGGGCAAUUCCAUGAUGGUUAUUGGUGCACGAGGCACGGGCAAGACAACGAUGGUGGAGUCUAUAUUGGGUGCUCUGGCUGCCGAGCACGGCGGCGCCUUCCAUGUGGUCCGGCUUAAUGGAUUUAUCCACACCGAUGACAAGCUGGCCCUGCGCGAGAUCUGGCGGCAGCUCGGAAAAGAAAUGGCCGUGGAGGACGAUGUCGUUAACAAGACAAACAACUACGCGGACACGUUGGCCUCGCUGCUAGCUCUGCUCUCGCACCCCUCCGAGAUUCAAGGAGCCGCCAUUGGCACUGGGGCCGUGGAAAAGGACGGCGAUGGUGCCCCAGACGUGACGUCGACGGCCGUCGUUUUCGUCAUGGACGAGUUUGACCGUUUUGCCACGCACGCGCGCCAGACCCUGCUCUACAACCUGUUUGACAUUGCCCAGGCCCGCAAAGCACCCAUUGCCGUGCUCGGCCUCACCACCAAGAUCGACGUCGUGGAGAGCCUCGAAAAGCGUGUCAAGAGCCGGUUCAGCCACCGGUACGUCUACCUGCCGCUCGCGCGCAGCCUGCCCGCGUUUUGGGACAUUUGCCGCCACGGUCUUGUGAUCGAAGACGACGACGACAAAGACGGCGCCGGGCCCAAGGCAGUGGACAUCGCCAUGGAUGUCGACGAGACAGAGGGCCACGCCGAGUUCCGCCAGUGGUGGAAGCACAUGAUCGACAGCGUCAAGGACGACGACCAUUUCCAGGAGCAGCUCGCCUUCCACUUUUACAGCACAAAGUCUGUCGCGGCCUUCUGGACGACAUGCAUCAUGCCGUUGGCAGCCGUGUCAUCGACGGCACCGCGACUCAAGCUCCCCCCCGUGGGCGAGGCCGCACUGAGCGGUGGUGCUGCUGCUGCUGGCAGUGCCUCCUCGACCGAUGGCCCCCGCAGUGUCGGCCGGCCGUCUCUGGCUGCGUUGGCUGCGUCGUCCACAAGAAAGAUCACAAAGACCACAUCUCUGAACGACAUCGACCCUCUCCCGCUCGCACCGCCCGACUCCAAACUGCACUUGCUGGCUGCACUCUCGGAACUCGAGCUGUCCCUGCUGAUUGCCGCCGCCCGUCUCGACAUCGUCCUAAGCACCGACACGGUCAAUUUUGCCAUGGCCUACGACGAGUACGUCUCCCUCAUGGGUCGACAGCGCGUCCAGUCGUCCCUAGCCGGCUCCGGUGUGGGCUCAGGCCGCGGGGUCGGCCGCCCGCCUGGUGGGAGUUCCAGUACCGUCGGUGGCACCGUUGUCGGCGGCGGUGCACGCGUCUGGGGCCGCGGUGUCGCCUCGCGCGCCUGGGAAAGUCUAGCCGCACUGAGUCUGCUAAUCCCCGCGGGGAUGGGUGCGAGCGCCCGCGCCCGUGGACCCGGCCGGCCCAGCAACGCGCUGGUGACAAGCGGCCUGGAGGGCCGCAGCAUGUGGCGGACCGAGGUGGCGCUCGAAGAGAUUGCCGCGGCACCCGGUGUCCGGUUAAGUGCUGUGAUGGCACGUUGGUGCAAGGAGAUUUGA
Molecule: messenger RNA, 3231 nt
Organism: Sporothrix schenckii 1099-18
Lineage: Eukaryota; Fungi; Ascomycota; Sordariomycetes; Ophiostomatales; Ophiostomataceae
Product: origin recognition complex subunit 4
Exons: 3
Coding region: 1-3231 (1076 amino acids)
Biological process (GO): DNA replication; DNA replication initiation
Cellular component (GO): nuclear origin of replication recognition complex; nucleus
Molecular function (GO): ATP hydrolysis activity; DNA replication origin binding
Source: RefSeq, a predicted model, not a curated record